Messenger RNA from Psylliodes chrysocephalus, 3031 nucleotides. The record is from the annotation of a GenBank genome assembly. NCBI's taxonomy places the organism in Eukaryota, Metazoa, Arthropoda, Insecta, Coleoptera, Chrysomelidae.
AAUGAAAUGUCAAAGCUGUCAAAGUCAAAGUAUCGUAUCAUAUUUACGAGUAUAGUGAAAAGUGAUAAAUUCUAAAAAGACAGAAUUAAUAUUGUAUUACUAAGAAAAUUCUGGAUUCUGGAGUUCACCAGCAAUAAUUCAUAAUGCCGUAUGCUAAUCAACCCUCAGUUCAUAUAACUGACCUUACAGAUGAUAACUGCAAGUUUUACAUUGAAGACACAGAUUUGAGUGUUGCGAAUAGCAUUCGCCGCGUCCUUAUUGCCGAAACUCCUACUUUAGCCAUAGAUUGGGUAAAACUAGAAGCUAAUUCAACAGUACUGGGUGACGAGUUCCUAGCUCAUAGAAUUGGCUUGAUACCUUUAGUUUCAGACGAAGUUGUCGAAAGGUUACAAUACCCCAGAGAUUGUGUAUGCUUAGAUUUCUGUUCAGCAUGCAGUGUCGAGUUUACUUUAGAUGUAAAAUGCACAGACGAACAAACACGACAUGUAACUACAGCUGAUUUUAAAUCUAGCGAUCCUAGAGUCAUACCAGCAACUUCCAAACACAGAGAUGAAGAAUCAUCUGAAUAUGGAGAAACUGAUGAAAUUUUGAUAAUCAAAUUGAGAAAGGGACAAGAGCUCAAAGUUAAGGCUUAUGCUAAAAAAGGUUUUGGUAAAGAGCAUGCCAAAUGGAACCCUACCUGUGGAGUGGCCUUUGAAUAUGACCCUGAUAAUGCCAUGAGACACACUUUGUUUCCCAAACCUGAUGAAUGGCCAAAGAGUGAAUACAGUGAACUUGAAGAUGACCAAUAUGAAGCUCCAUUUAACUGGGAAUUGAAACCAAACAAAUUUUUCUACAAUGUGGAAACUGCAGGCCUAUUGAAGCCAGAAAAUAUUGUUAUAAUGGGUGUUGCUAUGUUAAAAGAGAAAUUAUCUAAUUUGCAGACCCAACUUAACCAAGAGUUACAAGAUGCUUUGGCCAUUCCAAUUUAAAAAAUGAUAAUAUUUUAGUUUGUAAGAAUUCAGUAAACGUUUUUUCAUUAGUAAUGUUUUUAUUUGCAAAAUCUAUUGCUACAGCUUGGAAGUUCCAUAGGAGUGCCUUCUUGGACCUCAUCCUCUGAAACAUUCUUAUUAAUUAUAUUUAUGAAAUAUUCAAAUGUCCUUUUAUCUGCAUACAAUCUAAUGGCGUUUUCCAUUGGCACUGGCAGUAUGCACUAAGCAUAUUUGUGUCCUUGUUUAACGUUAUGAAAAAGAAGAAAGUGAGAAUUCGCUCAAAACAAACUGACCAUGUCAAUGGAAAAUGCCAUUAAAUUUUAAUGAUUGUUCUGUAAUAUUACUGAAAAUUAAUAUAGUAGUAUUAAUUUGUAUUUUUCGCAAAAAAAAUCAUAUUAGUCAUAAGUAGUGGAUAAAAAAUGACCAAAUCAUAUAAAAAAAUUAUAAAUACAUAAAUACAACUGAGACAAAUAAACUUUUUAUUAACUAAUACAAUAUACAGUACAAACGUAUUAAAAAGCUGCUUAUCAUUACAUUAUAUGUAGUGAGAACUUACAAUAAAUUCAACAGCUCAGUUCUAAGAAAAAGGAUUAUUGCAUUUAUUUGUUCGGAAUGUAUAGAAUAAUAUACAAUAUGGAAAGAUAUCCUACUCUUUUUCUUAAUAAAUGAUCCAUAACACUCAUACAAAUAUAUUUUAUUAGAAACGUUAUCGAAAACAAUGAGAUAAAAUAUACCCGCACAUACAUCAGAAAAAUAUGUUUCUAUUUUCAGUUUUUAAGCACAUUGAUAAAAUAUAUAUUUUUUUCUCUAUCGUUUCAAAAAAUGAAGUAUCUUCACUCUUAUAUUAGUAGGUGUAUUAAUAUUUUUAAUUGACACAUUAAAUACAUACAGGAAAGGAUAUAUAGAUACUGGAUGUCUUACUAAGUAACUGAUAUACCUACCGGGUAACAAUGAGACGAGGCCAAGUUAAUCAAUUUCACUUAUAAAGCGAUUUGGGAAAAACCUACUAAACAUUCACCAUUAAGUUGGAUUUUUUAAAUUAAUCAUUCUGUAUAUUUUGUUUUUGCCAUCUGCGGUUUAAAUUGUGUAUGACAGUGUUGCCAAAUUUUCUUUUUUCCCAAACAAAUUUGGUUUUUUGAGGUAGAAGGCCAUGAACUGUAAAAUAAAGUUCUAAUAGCCUCGAAUAACUCAAUUAAGUUAAAAAUAACUCUUUCACUUUUUCAAAUGGCACCAAUUGAGAGCCAUUCAUCUUUAGAUGGAAAAUUUAAUUAUCCACCACUUAAAACGUUUUCCAGUUCAUAGCUUUCUAAAAAAAAAGUAUUUGGGAAAAAAUUAAAGUUUAGCAACACUGUCGUAUGUUAUUUGAUACGUAGAUUUCAAAAAUCAAAGGAUACAUGUUGAUAUCCAUUUAAAAGACCAAAUUUAUUAGCAUUUCCGGUAAAACCGGAAGUUGGUCAUUUUGUUUAAGUAUAAGUUCCAAUUCGAAAUCAUAUGUAUUCCAAACUUAAGUCUUAUUGUCAUCCGGUAGAUCAAAGGAAAAUAGAAUUUCUUAGUACAAUUAUUUAUAUAAAUAGUAUUUAAUUAAAGUUAUGCCUGAGGUUUUUAGAGAGAUAGUUUAAACCUUAAUGGCUAUUAAGGUAGGUAACGGCGCACUCAGAUAUUAUAUUUGGGUGAAUUUUAAGAUUUUGUAGUGAUAAAUAUUAUAGAAUAAAUUGCUACCAAAUUAUUUAUAUUUCAGAGGGGGUUUGGGUUGUAACCCCUCAAAUUUCACUUGAGUGCGCCACUGAAGAUAGGAAAAUGUUUCUGGUAGUCUACAAGCUAGCGGACCAUCAGGCAAGGGCGGCUCCAAGACGAAUUUUCGAGGGGCGGGGGUGCAUUGCCUUUAGCCAUUCCCUUUUUAGCAUAUUUUUUUGAAUAAAAGGCCUAUAAAUCGUAAGAAUUUCACCUCGGGGGGGCCAUACCCCUCUGAGCCGCCUUUGCCAUCUAGGAGGGUCAUCUGCACGGAUUUAAUUAAGAACGCCUGCAAAGAUGAAAAAAAUAUUUGCAUAUCACCCCUUUAA